Molecule: messenger RNA, 3221 nt
Organism: Cajanus cajan (pigeon pea)
Lineage: Eukaryota; Viridiplantae; Streptophyta; Magnoliopsida; Fabales; Fabaceae
Source: RefSeq, a predicted model, not a curated record
GUUGUUUUUCAUAUUUCUUUCUUCUUUCACUCACUAAUCACUAAUACUAGAAGUCUAGAACAAACAUAACACAUUUCCUUGUUUCCUCUUUCGUCUAUGGCUCUUCCAGAUAAUAGUAUUUUCACCAGUUGUCAGGAUGAAAAGGGAUCCUUGAAAAAUGAUGCUUCAAUUGGAAGUAAUGCUUGUAAGGAUGUGACAAAGGAAAAAGCUUUUGAUCUUCAACCAGUAUCACCUUUUUCUUCUGGUGAAGGUUGGCCAUAUGCACCUCAAGGUUGGCCAAAUCCUGGUGAUAUAUGGGGCUGGAAAGUGGGAAGAAGGACAAACAUUGCUGGAUAUUUUCAUGAUAGGUUCCUUUUUCUUCCAAAAUCUCUUCAGGAGUCAGGCAAGACAGCGAAACUCCAAAGCAAACCUGCAGUUAUGCGAUAUCUUAAAUCAAGUUUUCCUAAUAUGAAAAUUGAAGAAUUCUUUGCUUUAUUUAGCUGGAAGGUUCCCUCAAUUGAUCAAACUCCCGCAAAAGCUGUACAAUCUUUGCCCAUUACCCCUGCGGUGAAGUCACUGGUGACAGGAGAAGAUGCCACAGAAAAAAAUGACCAUCAAAAAAAGUUAAAAAGGAAAACACAGAGUUCCUCUCAACCAACUCGAAAAUCCUCCAGAUUAUUUCUGAUUCGUUCACAUUUAACUCCGGAUCAAGAUGCAAAUGAAGUUAUUGACUUGAGCCAUCUGAAUGAAGAGGCAAGAAUUGAUGCAACUAAGAAUAUAGAUGACAACUUAGAUUCUGAAAAAGGGUCUGAUAUGCAUGCAGCGGAAGAGACUGUUAUAGAAAAUUUUGAUGAAUAUCUUGAUACUUUGGAAGACAUUCUUGUUAUGCCUGAUAUUGUUAUUACACCAUCUGAUCACGUGACUCCUGCAAACUCCCGUGGUGAUGAAAUGAUGGAGUGCUGGAAGAAGAAGCUUUCUUCCCUUCUGGAUGAAGACUUCCUUUCUUUGGUCUCAUGUAAUGAUGCUAUAGAAGCUGCAACACUUGCAUCACAAAUUCGCAAAGAUCCUAACCUUAGUAUUGAUCAACUAGCAAAGUUAAAGUUGGUGGAACAAAUUCCGUUAUUCAGUGAGGCUUUUCUGGAGGCUAAGGAGAACAUUGAAGAGGCAGAUAGAUUCUUAGCUGAACUUGAGGUAAAGAAACUUAAAGCUCCCGUGAUAAAAAAUGAGUACAAUAAAUUAAAGGAUCAAAUAGCUCACAGAGAGGCUGAAAUGGAAAGAAACACUUUAGCCAUUCAAGAAAUUGAUGAUCAAAUUAGGCAACUUGAGUCAAAACGGAAUGAGAUAUCUAGGGUCUUUGAAACAGUGCAGAAGAGUAAAGUUGAGUUGACAUCUAGACUAACAAAUGUUGCUAACUCAAUUCCAACUCUUGUUAAUGAGAUUCAGCGGGGGUUAUCCCAAAAAUCAAAUUGGGAACUGAAGAAAGCUAACAGUGUCAAGCGCGUAGCUGAAAUACAAGAAAAGUUCAUCACUUUAAGAGGUUAUCAUUUUAGAGCAGGUCAGGGCUGGCUUGGAGCUAUAGUGACCGCUACAAAGGUGUGGGAUUUUGGUCCUGAUGUCGUAUUAACAUAUGAUAUAUUAGUUUUAGGGCUUGAACAACACCAUGACAUUAUCAUGAUUUUAGAUGACGAACGCCUAGGGUUUGAGAUGGAGGAGAGUAAGAGCAGCCACAGUUCAUUGAAUCUCUACCCGGUGGGGCCGGAAGUAGCCGGCAUGGGAUAUCCAUACGCGCCUGAAGACUGGCCUGAGAAGGGGGAUGUUUGGGGAUGGAGAACUGGACGGAGAAUCGUUGCCAAUCGUCUCCACUUUCAAGAUCGGUAUCUGUACUUGCCUGAACGAUUAAACCGCCAGCUGAAGGAGAAGAAGAAAGAGAUUCCAGAGUCUGCCUCCAAGCCAGUCCGCAUGCAACACAUCUUCCCCAGCAAGCUCGCCGUUGAACGCUACAUCAAAAACAACUUCCCUGACGCCGAUCUUGAUGCCUUCUUCGCUUCCUUCUCUUGGAAGAUCCCUGCACUGCGCCUCUACGACAAUGCAUUGCCUAUAGCUGCUGUACCUCUUCAACAGAUAUCAUUUGAAGAGUCCCACCCUAAUGUUGUCACAUGCCAAGCAAAGAAUAGCCUGUGCCCUAGUCUGCUGUACGAAGAAGUUGAAAAAAAUAUACCACUCAUGUUUUGUGAGAUCUGCUGCAAUAAAUCUGGGUUUUGUCGUCACUGUUGUUGCAUUCUUUGUAACAAAACUGUUUCUUCUGCUUAUGGUGGCUAUACUUAUAUCAAGUGCGAAGGGAAGAUUGGUGCGGGAAUCUGUGGCCAUGUUACUCACCUGGGAUGCGCUCUUCAUGGUCUCUUGGCGGGAAAAGUUGGAGAAAAUAUUGGGCUAGACUUCCGGUACCAGUGUCGGCGCUGUGAUAGGAAGACUGAUAUGAUUUCUCAGUUCGAUAAUCUUCUGCAAACAUGUAAAGCUGCUAAAUUAGAUGGUAAAAUUCUAAAGAAGAUUUUCAGUCUACGUGCUUAUAUGUUGUGUGGUUCAGAACAAAUCAUGACAAAGAAACUGUUGCGUGGUAUUGAGUUGGCCUUCUCAAAGCUUCAAUACGGGCCUGAUGUUGAAGAUACCUGGAAGGAAGAUGACAGUCUUGUAGCUCAUCGCGCAGAUCAUGACAAUGGUGUUACGGUCAAUGAAAACUUUUCAAAUGUUAAGACUGGAUUGAAAUCUUAUGAUUUUCUAGACCUGGAUGAGGUUCUCCAGAAUCUUAAAAAGUCACAGGAAUUAGAAUAUAAGUUGGCAGAAGAAACACUUCAAACACAAAAGACUUAUUUACUAAAUUUGUACCAGCAACUAGAGAGCGAGAAGAAUCAAUUUGCAUGUCAAAACUCAUCUGGCUCAGAUGCCAUAAGCCUCAAAAUGAAACAGAUAGAACAGGAGACCAUGAAAUUUGAAGUAAUGAAAAAGGUAGCCAAUGGUUUUGGCAGGACACCCAAUGAUAUUCUAAGGGAAUACUUUGGCUUGAAAGUCACCGAUUAAAUUGAUCAAUCCUAUCUGGUUGUGAGACAAUUUUAAAGUUUUUCAUAAGUUUCCCAGUCUUUGCAUUGAAAUGUAUUCCUAGGCAUGUACCAUUUCACUUUGAAUUCCUUUAAAUCAUGUUGGAUUAUCUGUUGAAAUAAUUUAGAUAAAUGUUACUUGUUUCGUUU